This is a messenger RNA of Cuscuta campestris, 889 nucleotides long. The record is from the annotation of a GenBank genome assembly. Lineage: Eukaryota; Viridiplantae; Streptophyta; Magnoliopsida; Solanales; Convolvulaceae.
ACUGCGCCGCUAGGGUUUGAUAUAUAGGGAGGCAAGACAUCAGCAACCACUCCCCUCCCGUAGAAGCAGCCGGCGCCAUGGUGAAGUAUUCCAGAGAGCCCGAUAAUCCCACUAAAUCCUGCAAAGCCAGGGGAUCAGAUCUCAGAGUUCAUUUCAAGAACACUAGGGAAACAGCACAUGCUAUCAGGAAGCUUCCUCUACAAAAGGCUAAGAGGUAUCUUGAAGAUGUUUUGGCUCACAAACAGGCUAUUCCUUUCACCCGUUUCUGCAGAGGGGUUGGUAGGACCGCUCAGGCUAAGAACAGACACCCAAAUGGACAGGGACGGUGGCCCGUGAAAUCUGCCAAGUUCAUUCUUGAUUUGCUUAAAAAUGCUGAAAGCAAUGCUGAGGUCAAGGGGCUUGAUGUGGAUUCUCUCUACAUCUCUCACAUUCAGGUGAACCAAGCUCAGAAACAAAGACGUCGCACAUACCGUGCUCAUGGGCGAAUUAACCCUUACAUGUCUUCCCCGUGCCAUAUUGAGUUAAUCUUGUCUGAAAAGGAAGAGCCUGUGAAAAAGGAGCCCGAGUCACAAAUUGCUGCCACCAAACCUAGGAAGGCAUAAGCAUUGCUCUUCCAUGUUUUUUUUGUGUGUUUUUGUCAUGACUGCUUUUAAGAUAUGGUUCCUUGGGAUGAUGUUUGUGCUAGAGAGAAUUGUCGGACUUUUUAUGCCUAUCCUAAGAUUCAUCUAUUGUUUCCAAUUCAGUUUUCUUCAUCUAGGCUGUUUUCUUUUUUAAAAUGAGAAUGCUGUUUUGCCUGGCAUUGAAGUAGUCUCCAAACAACCCCAGAUCCCUCCCCCCAACCUGGACUCAUCUCGCCAUGUUGGUAAAUCAUUAAAAUGGACUUCGUUUU